Sorex fumeus (smoky shrew) is the source of this 2099-nucleotide messenger RNA. RefSeq names its product fem-1 homolog A (gene FEM1A). Gene Ontology annotation, molecular function: protein binding. Bases 28 to 1992 code for a protein of 654 amino acids. The record is from RefSeq and is a predicted model, not a curated record. The transcript has a single exon. Lineage: Eukaryota; Metazoa; Chordata; Mammalia; Eulipotyphla; Soricidae.
GCCCCGGCCCGCGCCCGCGCCCGCGCCAUGGACCUCCGCACGGCCGUGUACAACGCCGCGCGCGACGGCAAGCUGCAGCUGCUGCAGAGGCUGCUGAGCGGCCGCGGCCGCGAGGAGCUGGACGAGCUGACGGGCGAGGCGGCGGGCGCGGGCACGCCGCUGCUCAUCGCCGCGCGCCACGGGCACCUGGAGGUGGUGGAGUACCUGGUGGACCGCUGCGGCGCCAGCGUGGAGGCGGGCGGCGCCGUGCACUUCGACGGCGAGACCAUCGAGGGCGCGCCGCCGCUCUGGGCCGCCGCGGCCGCCGGGCACCUGGACGUGGUGCGCAGCCUGCUGCGGCGCGGCGCCUCGGUGAACCGCACCACGCGCACCAACUCCACGCCCCUGCGCGCCGCCUGCUUCGACGGGCACCUGGAGGUGGUGCGCUACCUGGUGGGCGAGCACCGCGCCGACCUGGAGGUGGCCAACCGGCACGGGCACACCUGCCUGAUGAUCUCGUGCUACAAGGGCCACCGCGAGAUCGCGCGCUACCUGCUGGAGCAGGGCGCGCGGGUGAACCGGCGCAGCGCCAAGGGCAACACGGCGCUGCACGACUGCGCCGAGUCCGGCAGCCUGGAGAUCCUGCAGCUGCUGCUGGGCUGCCGCGCGCGCAUGGAGCGCGACGGCUACGGCAUGACCCCGCUGCUGGCCGCCAGCGUGACGGGCCACACCAACAUCGUGGAGUACCUCAUCCAGGAGCAGCCGGCGCCCCCGGGCCCGCCCGCCGGCCUCCCGCGCCGCGGGGAGGAGGAGGAGGAGGAGGAGCAGGAGCAGGCGGCGGCGCGGGCGGCGGGCCCCCGCGAGAGCUGCUGCCCCGCCAGCCGGGAGGCGGCCGUCGAGGCCCUGGAGCUGCUGGGCGCCACCUACGUGGACAAGAAGCGCGACCUGCUGGGCGCCCUCAAGCACUGGCGCCGCGCCAUGGAGCUGCGCCACCAGGGCGGCGCCGCCCUGCCCAGGCCCGAGCCCCCGCAGCCCGUGCUGGCCUACGGCUGCGCCCGCGAGGCGGCCACGCCCGAGGAGCUGGAGGCGCUCGUCGCCGACCCCGACCAGAUGCGCAUGCAGGCGCUGCUCAUCCGCGAGCGCAUCCUGGGGCCCGCGCACCCCGACACGUCCUACUACAUCCGCUACCGGGGCGCCGUCUACGCCGACGCCGGCAACUUCGAGCGCUGCAUCCGCCUCUGGCGCUACGCCCUGGACAUGCAGCAGAGCAGCCUGGAGCCCCUGAGCCCCAUGACCGCCAGCAGCUUCCUGUCCUUCGCCGAGCUCUUCUCCUACGUGCUGCAGGACCGGGCGGCCCGGGGCGGCCCGGGCACCCAGAUCGGCUUCCCCGACCUCAUGGGCGUGCUCUGCAAGGGGGUGCGGGAGGUGGAGCGGGCCCUGCAGCUGCCCAAGGAGCCGGGGGACGCGGCCCAGUUCACCAAGGCGCUGGCCAUCAUCCUCCACCUGCUCUUCCUGCUGGAGAAGGUGGAGGCCAGCCCCGAGCAGCAGCACUUCAAGCACCAGACCGUGUACCGGCUGCUCAAGUGCGCGCCGCGCGGCAAGAACGGCUUCACGCCGCUGCACAUGGCCGCCGACAAGGAGACCACGAGCGUGGGCCGCUACCCCGUGGGCCGCUUCCCCUCCCUGCAGGUGGUGAAGGUGCUGCUGGACUGCGGGGCCGACCCGGACAGCCGCGACUUCGACAACAACACGCCGCUGCACGUCGCCGCCCAGAACAACUGCCCGGCCAUCAUGAACGCCCUGAUCGAGGCCGGGGCCCACAUGGACGCCACCAACGCCUUCAAGAAGACGGCCUACGAGCUGCUGGACGAGAAGCUGCUGGCCCGGAGCACCAUCCAGCCCUUCAACUACCUGACCCUGCAGUGCCUUGCCGCCCGCGCCCUGGACAAGAACAAGAUCCCCUACAAGGGCUUCAUCCCCGAGGAGCUGGAGGCCUUCAUCGAGCUGCACUGACCCGGGAGGGCCGAGGCGCUGCCCGCCUGCCCGCCCACCGAUUGGCUGUCGCGCCCCAGGGGCUGCUUCCGCUUCCGGGAGGGGCGGGGCCGCGGCGCUGCCCACGG